GAAAGCGGCCACCUCGACGUGUAGGAACAUGUAGGCUAUCUGGCAAUGAGGGGGAGGCGAGAGGCAGGAAAGGAGCCCGGGAUUGAAGCGCAAACAAGCGGUAAGAGAGGCUGUCAGAGGCGGACAGAUGCCGGAGAGAGGAGCCCGCUGUAGGAGCCUGGAGGACGGGCACAGAGGGAGACAGCUCCCCGCUGCUGCUGCGGAGCGUUGAUGUCCAGAGGAGAAACAUCCAGCAGGAAACAAAUCUACACCGAAGAGAAAGCGGAAAUAAACGCCAGUGAGGACGGCAGAAAGUCAGGGAGAACUGGGAACUAUAGUCUCCACAACUCAGCCCUCGAAGACCUCAGUGGACGUUUCAAAUCUCUCUGUUCUUGGCCACCCAUGAGAGGCGGUGGAAGAUUAAAUCACAUGCUCCUUGAAGAGUGAUCACAACCAAACCUUCUGAGACCUCACUCUCAAGUAUUCGAGGAAGCCUUUGAAACCUUAAUGGAAGCUUAGAGCGGCACAAACUUUCCUGAGUUAUUCGCUUGUCCAGCUCAAGGGUAGUGUUUGACAGAGGAAGUAUUUGAUGCCGUUUUACUAAAGGCCUUCAUCGAGAGACCCAGCCACUGCCCACUGCAGGGUCUCAGAAGCCUUUGGGUGCCACUGAUCUGGAGAAGACUCUGGACGUGACGGAGGUGAUGGGCAACAAGAACAGCAGCUUGCCAAAAGGUUCAGACACUGCGCUUGAUCAAAAAGAGGAAGAGAUGUUCAUCGAGAGCACCACAGGAAGUGUCUCCAGAGAUGGAGCGCUGGGCCUCACCCCUGAGCUGCUGGCCUCCCUGCAGUCCCUCGGAGAAAACAGUGACUACACUCUGCUUCCAAACUCUCUGCACCAGAUUGCAGAGGCCUACUCACUCCAAGAAGACUACCAGUGGGCCAUUCAGUUCCUACAGCUUGAGAAGCUCUACCAUGAACGUCUGCUCUCCAACAUUGACGCCCUGCAGGAAAACUGGGAGAGCCGGUGGAGAGAGAGGAACCCUGAGAGUUUAACUGCAGAGACAGACGCCAUCAGUGUGAAACACAUCGAGACCCUGAGCCAGAUCUGCAGGACACAUCCCAGACCAUCCAUCAAUGUGGAGGAGAACAGUCUCAAUACAUUGCUGAGAGAAAUACAGAUCAAGCACCAGACACUACAAUCCUGUCAUGAUACAGUCGACAAUGCUGAAACAUCACACAAGGAUGGAGAACAAGAGCAGAACGUGAACUCAGGAUCAGUGCCAACCUCACCACAAACAGGCCGUGAGGAGGGAGGUGGGGAGGAGGAUGGAGAGGAAGACAAGGAGAUGUAUGAGGAAGGACAGGAAGUAGAGGAGGAGGAGGAGGGGCCAUGUGCGGAGACACCAGAGGAGGAUGAAGAGGUCAAGGUGGAGUGGCCAACAGGAGUCCCCCAGGCCUCGGACAAGGACCUGGCCAAGCUGUCCCACGCAGAAGGGAGUUCCUCCCCUGACGGUCUGGUCUCCAUUCUGAAGAGGAGGAGAGCGUCUCUGGAUGGACUCCCUCCCCCCAAUGACAUUGCUACUAAACAGAACUCCAAACGCAAAGUUCGCUUCAGUGAACCAGAGGACGGCAUCGAGCAAGAUGAGGUGGGUGGAGACUCCUGCCUGAUCCUCCUGCUGCUGUGUCUGGUUACCGUGGUGAUCAGUGUAGGUGGGACCGCUCUCUAUUGCACCCUGGUGGACACGUACUCGAACAUUUGCACCGACUUCACUCAGAACGUCAACUUCUACGUCAUGAACGUACGGAGGUUCUUCGAGGGGCUCGGUCACUGGCUGCCCCUCCGGACUUAACGCGGACGCUCGCAGACGUUGGUGCUGUAACAGACAGUGCGAGACACAGAGCGUGAGCACUGCACAGACAUUCAUGUGAGGCUGUCAUCCAGAGCGUUUCAAGUUCGAUUCCUUCCCCAAUCACUGGACUUGUGUCUGAGCAUAAGAGACUUGUACAUUUGACCAAACAGUCUGAGAUGUACAGUAUGUGUCAGUCAUCCGGUGCUCAAAGCAACACCAAACAGUAACAAACCAGAUCUCUUCACCUCAGAGGACGUGAGGAUGAGUACAUGUUGAUGAAGGUUGAAACAGCUUGUUUACUACAGUCUGAGUGGAAGCUUCAUCUUCAAACUGAACCUUACAAGAGGGCUCCCAACUCUCAGCCAUAUUUAUAUUUGAACACAAGUACUUUAUCUGUGUAGUAGUGUUUCCCUCAGAGUUUUUCUUCUUCUGGUGGUUUUAUUUGUACAGAGAGAAGCUGUCUUUGGCAUCAUUAGGAUCAUUAGUGUGUGUCGUUUGUUUGUACCAUUAACAGACCAUGGGAUUUUCGUUUGGAUUUCAUUCUGCCAUUACUGUCUGCUCUUUUGACCCAUCUCUGCUAAAUGUGUUCAUCAGACGCAUUAAUUUUUUUUUUUAAAACAUCAGAUUCUAAAUAUGAGCCUUCAUGAUCCUUUCACUGAAAAGGUGUUUACCUCAAUACAAGUGGCUACUCUUAACAUUCCUCUGAUCACCUGACAAAGAGUAUGAUAUGAAAUUAUAAAGGCAUAGUUAGGUCAGUGUCUUAUCAACAAAGCACAGCAUUAAGUGAAGUAACUUACAACAAAAUACAUCAUGAUUAGCAAUAUGCAAAACAGUAAUUCAACAGAUGCUCACUCACCCUGUGUUUAUAUUUUCAUCUUCAUCAUUUAGAGUGUGUUUCUAAAACUCCUGCUCAACAGUCGUCUCUUGCUGCGUGCUAUGAUAUGAGCAACUAUGAUAUUAAAAGCCCAAUGCAGUGAGAAAACGCAUUUUGAUUGUGUGCACACUGUGGACACUAAAUCUCAGAGAGCAUAAACAUCCAUGAAGGCUACUUUAUCGCUAUAUUGCAUCAUCUAUUGAGAUGUGAUACAUCUGCAUCAUUAUGUGGAUCUGCUGAUCAUGAUCCCAGAUAUUAGCUCUCUAUAUAUGCUUGAUUUUUCUUGAGGAAUUUACACAAAUGUCUAUACACUCCAUAUCUCUCAAUGUAAAAGAACAUUUAAAAUAACUCCUGGAUCCACAUGGAUGGAAUACACUGUAAAUGCUAUGGGGUCUUCUUUGGUACUCAUCCCACCCCUCCACCAGGUUUCAAGAAAAUCAGUUCUGUUGUUUUUGCGUAAUCUAGACAGAAAUUAAAUCCUGAUCUCCUUGGCGGAGGUAAUAAAAGGUCAGUGUAUAUCUUAGAUGAGCGUUAACAUUUAUUCAAAACUUUAUCUAAAUGACCCAGUGAGUUAUGAGCACAAGGUGUCUUUUAUAUGCACUGGGAGUUUAAUACCUGGUUUACAUAAGUUUUUAUUAUUUUUAUUUCCUGGUUUGCUCAAGUUACACAAAAGAAAAACAUUCAUUAUUUGAAUGGAUGCAAAAUGAAAAUUUCAGCAUGUGUUUUUUUGAACUGAUUUCUACUCUCCUUCAGAACUCCAGAUGUUUUCAAAGUAGUGAAUAUUACCUCUGUAUUGUCACUGUGUAUAUUGUUUACCAGCAAGUGUUGCAUUAUGCAAUACAUCUUUAUAUGUUUUAAUAUCUAUGUUCAGUUGUGUCCACAAGGGAAAUUUAAAAAUAUAUUCAGAUUUUCCAUUGUGUUUUCGGUUUUAAGGUUUGUUUUAACCUGGGCAUGGAAAAGACUCUCUCACAUCUGUAUUAAAUGAGUCUCAUUUAAUAAUAUGGCACCAAGUAGAGUGCAUUCCUCCACCAAGGCCAAACAACAGUCCCCUUAAGUUCAAUCAAAGUGCAUUAAAUUUCACUUCUCCAAACAUGCCUGGUUAUUUCCCAUCAACACCCAUGAAUCAUUCUCUGAGAAAUCACGAUGUUGAAAAACCUCCGAUCUAACAAUGUUAGAAGCAAAAUAAAAAGAAUCCUGUACAAAAUAUAAUAAACACAAACAAAUGCAGAAGAAAACCACCUCCAUGGCAGUGCUUAUCAUUAAGAUCGUUUUUACUAAAUAUUAAACUUUUGUUCUUGACACCAGAUUCCAAACGUGUAAAACCGACCUUUCCCCACAGGAGGCCGCUGUACACCUCAGAAUGAACGGCCAUUUUCUCUGCAGCCAGACCGAGCACAUGGUUGGUAAAGUUAUUAAAAGACUCGUCGCAACAUAUGAAACAUAAUUUACGUUCCGUAUACUUCAUCUGAUAAUGCAUUUUUGCAUUUUGCGAACGUUUUAGCAUCUGAUCGCCCCGAGGUUGUGAUGUUCAGUAAAUAG
Paralichthys olivaceus (Japanese flounder) is the source of this 4242-nucleotide messenger RNA. RefSeq names its product consortin, connexin sorting protein b (gene cnstb). Gene Ontology annotation, cellular component: transport vesicle; plasma membrane; trans-Golgi network. Lineage: Eukaryota; Metazoa; Chordata; Actinopteri; Pleuronectiformes; Paralichthyidae. The record is from RefSeq and is a predicted model, not a curated record. Gene Ontology annotation, biological process: positive regulation of Golgi to plasma membrane protein transport. Gene Ontology annotation, molecular function: connexin binding.